Messenger RNA from Lasiodiplodia theobromae, 789 nucleotides. RefSeq names its product Nitrogen assimilation transcription factor. Gene Ontology annotation, biological process: regulation of DNA-templated transcription. Bases 1 to 789 code for a protein of 262 amino acids. NCBI's taxonomy places the organism in Eukaryota, Fungi, Ascomycota, Dothideomycetes, Botryosphaeriales, Botryosphaeriaceae. The record is from RefSeq and is a predicted model, not a curated record. The transcript is spliced from 4 exons. Gene Ontology annotation, molecular function: DNA-binding transcription factor activity, RNA polymerase II-specific; zinc ion binding.
AUGCUUCCUUCUCUUCAGCCAAAGCAGCAGCACGGCAUGCAGACACCUGUAAACACUCCCGCGACCGACUCCAGCCCAGGCCGCCGCCGCCGCCUUUCCGGCCAACCCAAGCGCAAGACGGUCGUCGCUGUCGCUUGCCAACCCUGUCAGCGCAGGAAGCACAAGUGUGAUGGGGAGCGCCCCACCUGCACGCCAUGCCUGGCGAGGAAUCGAACCGACUGCGCCUACGAUGCCGAUGGAGACCAGCGGCGCACAUCUGCCCUGAAGAGCCGCAUUGAAACCCUGUCCAGGCAGGUCGAAGACCUUAAAGACAUCAUUACCGGAAUUGCUGUUGACCCAGAUCCCCAGCGGGCCUGUGCCACUGCACGCCAGCUCGCUGCCGAUGGCUUCCAGAACACGACACAAGUCGCCCAGGACCUUCGAACCCACCGACAUGGCGCCUUGGUCGACCCCGAAUCGAGCUCACGCCGCCAAACCACCGAGUGUGAUGUGUCGCCCACGCUCCAAGUCGGUCCUAAUGGUGCAGAGCCGCCGCUUUGUGUCUUGCCCGGCGGCGCCCCGCCACCCGGCGCUAGCUGGACCUCGGCCGCUCCGUGGUCGUACGAAAACUAUAAUAUGGACUUCAAUGUGCUCCAGGCUGAAUACGAAAGCAUUCCGAUAGAUCCCGUCAUUUCCUCUUCUGUCCCUUCGGCGACACGGUGCCAAGAUUCGCAGGGUUUUGGAAACAUGAUUGCAGAUCUGCAUACGUUGAAUGCUGCGUUCCCGGAUCAGCCUAGGUAUGAGCCUUAG